Molecule: messenger RNA, 1629 nt
Organism: Rotaria sordida
Lineage: Eukaryota; Metazoa; Rotifera; Eurotatoria; Philodinida; Philodinidae
Source: the annotation of a GenBank genome assembly
AUGCCGAUAAUUAUUUUACGUUAUAGUAAACUUAGAAAAAACUACCUUAAAAGAUAUUCUCUGUACGUUCUUUCAUCCAAACAGAAGACCUUUGAAAAGACUAUUUCUGAUCAUUCAAAGAAUUUAUUUCGUAAUUUGUAUGAUACGACAGAUCUUUGUCAGAGAAUUAGAAAAUAUGCUGAUUCAAAAUCUAAUCUAUUGGUGCAAUUACAAUUAUUACAACCCAAUGGACAUUAUUAUGAACAAUUAUUACAAACUGUAUUUUCAACGAUACAUGAAAGUGCACUUGCUAAACCAGCUAUGCUUGAUUUCUGUCUACAACUCAAUGCCAAUAAUAGUACGUUGUUAGAUAUUCGAAAUUUCUCAAAAAAAUAUCGAGCUGAGCAUUCUAUUUAUUGGUACACGAAAGAAUGUUUUGUCUAUCGAUGUGUAAAUAAAACAUUACGUUCUGGAGAUAUUGACAAAUGUUAUUCAAUACGUUUUUAUAUUGCUGAUUUGAGUGUACAACUUCAUUUAUUAAAAUAUCAACAACAAAAAUUAAUGAAGAAAGCAGGAAUGACCACUCUAUAUCGAGGUUUUCGACAAUCUGAUGACGAAUUGAAUAUAUUACGAAACCUUGUUGGUCGUGUUGUUGCUGUUAAAUCUUUCAUGUCGACAAGUCGAAAUAAAGAUAUUGCAUUAACCUAUGCAUCUCCAUCUGACGGACAAGAAGAAAAUUGGCGACCAGUAUUACUUGAAAUUUAUGUAGAUUUGAGUUCACCUACAAUCAUCGCUGCUGACAUUAGUCGUGUGAGUAAUUUUGAUGUAGAAUGUGAAGUUCUCUUCAAUAUUGGUAGCACAUUUCGAGUUAAAAUGCUAACUUUUGAUACGUUAAAUGAUAUAUGGUUGUGUCAAUUAAUAGCCACAAAUGAAAAUCUUGUAGAUAUACAAGAUUUUCAAAUAAGAUCACCCAAUGUAUCUUUAUCUCAAUUAAUAUUGUAUGGAAGUAAUAUAAUCUGUUCAAAUAAAAUGAUACAACAUGAACAGGAUGAUACUAUUAAUAGAAACUUCAAGUCUCCGUCAAAUGAUCGACAGAGAUUACCAUGGCUAGCCUACGAAUCGAUUGAUUGGGCGUAUAUUCAGUAUAUUAAGUGUAUUAUCCAAUGGCAGCAAACUGAUAUGAAUCAACUUCUGAAUGAAUGUGGACGUAUUUUAGAAAUCUAUACACAAAUUGAUGUACAAGAUUCAUUUGAUGGUUUACAAAUUGCCUCUUAUAUGAAUAAUUUUGGCUAUAUUAGUCUCUUAUGUAGUAAGCAAAGUGAACUCAUUAACUUAUUCAAUAAUUCACUAAACAUACGAAAAAAAUAUCUACCACAUGAUCAUAUACUUCUAGCUCAAAGCUAUCGCAACUUAGGACUUGCAUAUGCAAAUAUAUCCGAUUAUCAUACUGCAUUUGAACUUCAUGAGCAUGCUCUAAGUAUCAAUCAGCACGGAUCUAUCACAGCACAAUGGAGUACGGUUACAACUUUGCGUAAUAUGGGAGAUCUUUGUCAUCGUUUAAACAAUUGUACUCGAGCUGUGGAAUAUUAUUCGAAAGCUAUUGAUGCAUUCUAUAGCUGCUUAAAUUUUUUUAAUUCAACAAACUUAUAA